Messenger RNA from Eimeria mitis, 1998 nucleotides. RefSeq lists its product as uncharacterized. The record is from RefSeq and is a predicted model, not a curated record. NCBI's taxonomy places the organism in Eukaryota, Apicomplexa, Conoidasida, Eucoccidiorida, Eimeriidae. The transcript is spliced from 9 exons. The coding region runs from base 1 to 1998 and encodes 665 amino acids.
AUGGAUGGAGGGGACUCAGGCAUUGCAGCAGAUGGAAUUAUCAAGACAUACAUGUUGGACUAUGGCCACGGGUUCGCUGUUCCGAAGAUAAGUCACAGGAGCCGGAUGCCCACCCGGAGUUUUCGAAUCAUUUCCGACGCGGUGGUCGCAACGGUCGUGGUCUUCCUGCUCGUUCAAUGUGCAUUGCAACUAGCAGGCAAAAGGAACUUCAACGGCUGGUCCCAGAGGAGGCUCGCGGAACAAGCCGCUACGUGCAAACCAAAAAGGACGUAUAAAAGUCCGAAGAAAAGAGGGCAAGCUCCAAGGGAGCGUCAGCCUGAACCACGUACACCUGACACACCACCACGGUCUGCGGACGCUUCAGCAGCAGCAGAAUCUUUUGGGAAUGAGGCGCACCAUCUGCCUUCAGAAGAGCCUCGUGGGCGUGCGAGUCCUGCGGUAAUUGAGGCAACUGCAGCAGCUGGUGGUGAACAGGCAGAGCAGGCCGAAGCUCCAGCGCCUGAUGGGCCAAGCGGUGCAACGACAUCUGUUCUUUCCGCAGGGCGGGAAGAUCAAAAGGAAGAAGGUCAAAAGUUGCCAGACCCUUGUGGGCCGCCGAAUGCCGCGGAAAGGAAGGGAAUUUCCGCUGCUGAUGGAGAAGAAGCAGCACAACGGUCUGGGUACGCAAUGCCCUUUCGAUCAGAAGGCAUUGCGGGAGUUGGGGGAUACUCGACAGGGAGUGGAGGAGGGACAACGCGGCAGCCUGGACACCCAGCCCAUCAAAAACUACCUGCCGGUGCGAAGGGUGCUUGGGCAGAUUCAGGGGCACGUUCGGCAGGAAGGACACAGCAGCUUGCGUUUCCUUUGCUUGAUUUAUCGGCAGUCGGUGCAACGGGUGGGGAGUCUGGGGAACAGCCAGCAGGUGUACCAGAACAGCUUCCCUGGCAGCGAAUGCCUGAUGCGCAGGCGCUUGCACUUCCUGCAGGGGGUCUCGAUGCAGAGGAACCACGGGAUGAGCGUGCAAGAUCGCGAGGAACAACGGAGCAGCCCGGACACCCAGCCUAUCGACUAACUGCCGAUACGAAGGGUGCUUGGGCAGAUCCAGGGGCACGUUCGACAGGAACGACACAGCAGCUUGUUUUUCCAUGGCUUGAUUUAUCGGCAGUCGGUGCAACGGGUGGGGAGUCUGGGGAACGGCAAGCAGGUGUACCAGAACAGCUUCCCGGGCAGCGAAUGCCUGAUGCGCAGGGGCCUGAACGUCCUGCAGGGGGUCUCGGUGUAGAGGAACCACGGGAUGAGCCUGCAAAGUCCCAAGAGCCAACAGAAGCUCCGGCUGUCCGGGAAUCUGGGGGAGCGCUAACAGCUGUACAAGGACAGCAUUCCAGUGAGGACUGCUGGGGAACUGGGCAAUCGAAUGCAGCUGAAGAAUCGCCACAUCGCAUAGCAGGAGCAGACCAACAAACAGCUGCGGUCGCUCUUACCGAGGCGGCUAGUCCUUUGACGACCGGGAUAAAGCAAGCAGUCGCAUCCGUAAAGGAAGCGACUGAGUCGUUCCUUCAGCCUGCUGCAACGAAAGGCUGGCUGUACCUCUUCCCACUUAUCAGCGAACAGCAGACGAGAGAAGACCUGAACAGCGUGAUGUUCUUUCUUGACGAUCUUAGACACGACAAGAGACCUGGCCGUUUCGGGCGAUUUACGACAACCUGUAGAGGCUUUACUUUCGAUAUUGGUGUUUGGCACAGGGUUUCCUCUCCUGAUUGGCCAACCGAAAGAAUUUUGCAAACCGCCGCGAAAUACCUGCAAAACUUCCUUACGGAUGUGACAGCACUUUUCGAGAAUGGAGACAACAAAUCUGACGGCGUCGCAGGUCGAUCCUCCAUAGAGAGGCUACUGGAGCUUAAGACGGAAGAUGGUGACGACGUAGUGGGUUCUGUUCUAAUUCGGCUUGUCGGGGCAGAGUGGGUGGCUCGGUGGGAGCACAAGGAGCAGCUGCAGGACGGAGGAGGCAACUCGUCGUGA